Messenger RNA from Coffea arabica (coffee), 2736 nucleotides. Lineage: Eukaryota; Viridiplantae; Streptophyta; Magnoliopsida; Gentianales; Rubiaceae. The record is from RefSeq and is a predicted model, not a curated record.
AUGUGUGUAGACUUCACCGAUCUCAACAAGGCCUGCCCCAAAUACUGCUAUCCCCUCCCGAGGAUAGACGCCCUCGUCGACUCGGCGAUGGAGUAUGAGAUCCUCUGCUUCCUAGAUGCCUUCAAAGGGUAUCAUCAAAUAGGAAUGAGUGAAGAGGACCAAGAGAAGACGGCGUUCUACACCGACCAAAGUGUUUAUUGCUACACCACCAUGCCAUUUGGGCUAAAGAACGCCGGGGCGACCUACCAAAGGCUGAUCAACCGACUCUUCAAGAAUCAGAUCGGCCGCAAUAUGGAGGCCUAUGUGGAUGACAUACUCGUCAAAAGUCUCGCCACUUCAUCCUUCCUGGCAGACUUGAGGGAAGUCUUCGGGGUCCUGCGAGACUCGAGGAUGAAACUGAAUCCCAAGAAGUGCGUCUUCGGCGUCACCUCGGGAAAAUUCUUGGGGUAUCUGGUUUCCCACCGGGGAAUCGAGGCCAACCCCGACAAAAUCAAGGCCAUUCAGGACAUGUCCCCACCUCGGAACGUCCGAGAAGUCCAAAUGUUGAAUGGACGCCUGGCCGCGUUGAACCGCUUCCUGUCCCAAUCUGCUGAGAAAGCUCUGCCCUUCUUUAAGGUGCUGAAGAAGGCUGACCAAUUUGCCUGGACUGAGGAGUGUCAGGCUGCCUUCGACCAGCUGAAGCAGUACUUGCAUCACCUACCCACUCUCGCUUCAUCUCGACCCGAGGAGAAGCUCUACCUCUAUCUCUCCGCAGCCAACGAGGCUGUCAGUGCUGUUCUUAUCCGGGAUGAGAGCACCCAAGUGCCACUCUACUACGUCAGCCGAGCUCUCCGAGGACCGGAGACUCGAUACACUCAAGUGGAAAAACUGGUGCUGGGGCUAGUCCACGCAGCUCGGCGAUUGAAGCCUUACUUUCUAGCUCAUCCCAUCUCCGUCAGGACCGACCAGCCCAUUCGGCAAAUAUUGGUGCGGCCCGAAGCCUCUGGUCGCCUCACCAAGUGGGCUGUCGAAUUGGGAGAAUAUGACUUGUCCUACGAGCCACGCACCGCCAUAAAAGCACAAGCCCUAGCCGAUUUCCUAGCCGAGCUGACCUUCACGGAAGGUCCGGAGUCCACCUCCACCAAAGCCGAGAUGCCCACCUCAUCCCUGUGGACAUUGUAUGUCGAUGGAUCCUCUAACGGAGACGGCUGCGGAGCCGGACUGCUCCUGGAAGGACCUCAAGGAGAGGUGUGCUCCUACGCCCUCCGCUUUGACUUCCCGGCCACCAACAAUGAAGCCGAGUACGAGACUCUAAUCGUUGGACUCCAGCUAGCCCGCAAACUCGGCGCCCAACAAAUCCACGUCCGCAGUGACUCCCAGCUCGUGGUACGCCAAGUUCUUGGUGAGUACGAGGCCAAGGAUGAGACCAUGCAACGGUACCUCUCCAAGGUUCACCAACUCACCACGUACUUCAAGUCAUUCGAAAUCCAAAGAAUCCCCCGGUCCCAGAAUAAGCGAGCCGACGCCUUAUCCGGGCUGGCCUUCACUUCAUUCUCUGACCUCAACAAAACGGUUUUAGUGGAAGUUCUGAGUGAACCCGGAUAUGUGGAAGAGGUGGCCUGCCCCGUGCACUCCGAAGAUACCUGGAUGACCCCGUUCAUCCUCUUCUUGAGUCAGGGAACACUCCCUGAAGACCGAGUCGAGGCGAGAAGAAUACAACGCAAGGCGGCUCGGUACGCUCUCCGCGAUGGAGAACUGUACAAGCGCUCCUACCUCGGCCCCUGGCUGAGGUGCGUCACCCCCGAGGUCGGACGUCAUAUCCUCCACGAGAUCCACGAAGGCCUGUGCGGAGCUCACGUCGGUCACAGGAUGUUAGCCAAGAAGACUAUGCUCCUUGGAUACUUCUGGCCAUCACUUCGGCAAGACGCCCAAGACCUCGUUCUCGGCUGUCCUUCCUGCCAAGUUCACGCACCCGAGCAUCACCAGCCCUCUAAUUUCAUGGUCCCCAUCACUUCACCCUGGCCGUUUGAGCAAUGGGGGACAGACAUCAUAGGUCCUUUCCCUAAAGCCGUCGGGGGUUAUACCUUCCUGGUCAUCAUCUCGGAUAAUGGAAGGCAAUUUGCCGAGAACCCCUUUAAAUCCUGGUGCGCAAACCUCGGCAUCAAACAACACUUCACUUCGGUAGGCCACCCUCAGGCCAAUGGUCAAGCAGAAAACUUCAACCGGACUCUCCUGCAUGGCCUCAAGACCCGACUACACCGAGUUGGGUCAUCUUGGGUGGAGGAACUCGCCAGUGUCUUGUGGUCAUAUCGGACCACGCCGAGAUCAGCGACGCAAGAAACCCCAUUCUCCCUGACCUAUGGCGCCGAGGCUGUCAUCACGGCUGAGAUCCUUACUCCCAGCCCUCGGCUGGCAGCCUAUGCCGCCGAGGUGAACGACGAAGAGAGGCUGCUAGACCUCGACCUCGUCGAAGAACGAAGGGACCUCGCCUCAGCCCGGAUAGUUUCAUACAAGAACACACUGGCACACUAUUACAAUGCCCGUGUCAGACAUCGUAGAUUCCGUCCUGGAGACUUGGUUCUCAGGAAAAAUUCAGUCAGCCGAGCUGAGCCGCAACGGAAAUUAUGCCCGAAAUUGAAAGGCCCUUACCGAGUUGUGGAAUCUGACCCUAAAGGGUAUUGUAAACUGAGUUACCGAGAUGGCUCAUUACUGCCGAGGUCUUGGCACGCCGAGAACCUUAGGUUGUAUUAUGCUUGA